Molecule: messenger RNA, 1080 nt
Organism: Dinoponera quadriceps
Lineage: Eukaryota; Metazoa; Arthropoda; Insecta; Hymenoptera; Formicidae
Product: enhancer of split mbeta protein-like
Exons: 2
Coding region: 389-1000 (203 amino acids)
Biological process (GO): regulation of neurogenesis; anterior/posterior pattern specification; regulation of transcription by RNA polymerase II
Cellular component (GO): nucleus
Molecular function (GO): protein dimerization activity; RNA polymerase II cis-regulatory region sequence-specific DNA binding; DNA-binding transcription factor activity, RNA polymerase II-specific
Source: RefSeq, a predicted model, not a curated record
AUGGUGGGGCGACCCGUAUAAGUAAUUGAAAGUACCCCACCAGCGCUCAGAACCGUCACGGGCACAGAUCCAGACGUAAUCUCGGAAGCCCGAGGACACAGCGAGCAACACGCGACAAUAAAGAGAGAAACAGAGAGAGAGAGAGAGAGAAGCUGCGAGGAGGAGAAGGAGAAACGAUAAGGAGGAAGAGAGAAAGAAGAGAGAGAGAGAGAGAUUAUACAAACGACGUGAAGUUCCAUUCGCGUACCCGGCAGUCAUCGAAUCUGACAGCGGAGACGCACGCGGAGAGGACGCGAAGAAGACCACUUGGCGAGCGCGACUCCUACACCUUGUUUUGUGACGAGUGAUAUACGACAAGAAACAAAGUGUGAUCCCCCCCCCGCCCCGCAUGGCGCCGCACACGAGUUACACGCCGAUCAGCGGCAUGGAGUACGAGGAGCCGGUGUCGCGCACUUACCAGUACCGCAAGGUGAUGAAGCCGAUGUUGGAGCGCAAGCGGCGCGCCCGCAUCAACCGCUGCCUCGACGAGCUGAAGGAUCUGAUGGUGACCGCGCUGCAGGCCGAGGGCGAGAACGUCGCCAAGCUGGAGAAGGCGGAUAUCCUGGAGCUGACGGUGCGUCAUCUUCACACGCUGCGCGCCGCCCGGAGGCUCACCCUCACUCCGGAGAACAGCUACGCCGAUCGGUUCCGGGACGGGUUCACCCAGUGCGCACAGGAGGUGUCGACGUUCCUCUCGACGUCGGUCGCCGCGGCGGUGCAUCCCGCCGCCGGGGCGCAGCUGAUGCGACACCUCGGCGGCUGUCUACGACGCCUGGAGAGCCCGGCCGGCGCGAAUCCCGCGACGACGGCGUCCACGGCUUCCAAGAGCCCGUCGCCGAGCGGCCAGAGGAACGUCCCGCCGCAGAACGUCUACUCGCCGCCGCAGAGCCCCGUCAGUGUCGCGAGCUCCUCCGUCGAGUCCACGGACUCGUCCAACGCCGUCUGGAGGCCUUGGCGAUGAACCUCUUCAGCGAGAAGUGCUCACGGCUACACCGUCAUAAUGCUGACAGCUGCCGGCGUUUAAACAAUACGACGAACUGG